CAAAGUUGAUAAGAAGAGUAAAAUGGACAUAACACGUUUAUGACUUUUCUACAUGUUUGACUAAUUAGCAGGAGGCAACUUUGUGUAUAUAUAUGCGCACUACGUACAGACUUCAUCACAUUAUUUCAAUUCCUUACAUUAUUACAACACUUUUGGAACAUCUAGAAACAAAAAAUGGAGAAGAACGGAGAGUCUGUAGUUGACCCUAACUCCGCCAUUGGCGGUGGCGUUGAUGACGUCUACGGCGAAGAUCGUGCAUCGGAGGACCAACUCAUCACUCCGUGGACUGUCUCUGUCGCUAGUGGAUACACUUUGCUGAGGGAUCCACACCAUAACAAGGGGCUUGCGUUUACCGAGAGGGAAAGAGAUUCUCAUUACUUGCGCGGUCUGUUGCCUCCGGCUGUUGCCACACAGGAACUUCAGGAGAAGAAGUUGAUGCAAAAUAUCCGCAGUUAUGAAGUUCCCUUGCACAAAUAUGUGGCUAUGAUGGAACUCGAGGAGCGAAACGAAAGGCUGUUCUACAAGCUUCUUAUCGAUAAUGUGGAAGAGCUUCUCCCUGUUGUGUACACUCCCACAGUUGGUGAGGCAUGCCAGAAAUACGGGAGUAUAUUCAAGCGUCCUCAGGGUCUCUACAUUAGUUUGAAAGAGAAGGGAAAGAUUCUUGAGGUACUCAGGAACUGGCCUGAGAGGAAUAUUCAAGUUAUUGUGGUGACAGAUGGUGAGCGUAUCUUGGGAUUGGGAGAUCUUGGGUGUCAGGGUAUGGGAAUUCCAGUUGGGAAACUUGCUUUAUAUACUGCACUUGGAGGAGUUAGGCCUUCUGCGUGCUUGCCUGUUACCAUUGAUGUGGGGACGAACAAUCAGAAGCUACUAGACGAUGAGUUCUAUAUUGGUCUUAGACAAAAGAGGGCCACCGGAAAGGAAUAUUAUGACUUGCUUGAAGAGUUCAUGUCUGCAGUCAAGCAAAACUACGGUGAAAAAGUCCUCGUGCAGUUUGAAGACUUUGCUAACCACAACGCUUUUGAGCUGUUGGCCAAAUACAGAACCAGUCAUUUGGUUUUCAAUGACGAUAUACAGGGGACUGCAUCGGUGGUUCUUGCUGGUCUUGUUGCAUCACUGAAAUUACUUGGCGGUAGCUUGGCUGAUCACACGUUCUUGUUCCUUGGUGCUGGGGAAGCAGGGACUGGUAUAGCAGAGCUUAUAGCUCUUGAAAUAUCAACAAAGACAGGUAUUCCCGUUGAAGAGGCUCGUAAGAAGAUAUGGCUGGUGGACUCUAAGGGGUUGAUUGUUAGCUCUCGUAAAGGUUCCCUUCAGCACUUUAAGCAACCGUGGGCUCAUGAACAUGAGCCUGUUUCAACUCUCUUAGAUGCUGUCAAGGCCAUCAAACCAUCCGUCUUGAUUGGAACAUCUGGGGUAGGACAGACAUUUACAAAGGAAGUGGUUGAGGCCAUGGCAGCCUUCAACGAGAGACCACUUAUUAUGGCUCUCUCCAAUCCAACCUCACAAGCCGAGUGCACUGCUGAACAAGCUUACACGUGGACCGAGGGCCGUGCGAUAUUUUCCAGUGGCAGUCCUUUUGAUCCUUAUGAAUACAAUGGCAACCUCUUCAUUCCUGGCCAGGCAAACAAUGCGUACAUUUUCCCUGGACUUGGUUUUGGGUUGGUCAUUUCUGGUGCGAUUCGUGUACAUGAUGAGAUGCUUUUGGCAGCAUCCGAGGCAUUGGCAAAUCAAGUAACACAAGAGCACUACGAUAAAGGGAUGAUUUAUCCCCCACUUACUAACAUCAGGAAGAUUUCAGCUCAUAUUGCGGCAAAUGUUGCUGCUAAAGCAUAUGACCUUGGUUUGGCAACACGUCUCCCCCGCCCUACCGAUCUAGUUAAGUAUGCCGAGAGUUGUAUGUACACCCCCAACUACCGAAGCUACAGAUAAACAACUAGAGAAAUCCUAUGCUGUUCAAAGUGUUGCUGUAUUUGAGUCUUGUGAUAUUGUUUCUGUAUUCUUUUGCUUUAUGUUGAGAUCUUUAUCUUUUUCAGUGGUUAUGGUGUGAAGUUCGUCUUUAGUUCAAUAACAUAAGCUUUUUAAUUAUUACAUAUGUUUCUGGUC
Molecule: messenger RNA, 2100 nt
Organism: Helianthus annuus (common sunflower)
Lineage: Eukaryota; Viridiplantae; Streptophyta; Magnoliopsida; Asterales; Asteraceae
Product: NADP-dependent malic enzyme
Exons: 16
Coding region: 175-1926 (583 amino acids)
Biological process (GO): pyruvate metabolic process; malate metabolic process
Cellular component (GO): chloroplast
Molecular function (GO): NAD binding; malate dehydrogenase (decarboxylating) (NAD+) activity; malate dehydrogenase (decarboxylating) (NADP+) activity
Source: RefSeq, a predicted model, not a curated record